AUGGACCAUCAGACCCGGAACCCAAAGCGAUCUCCAAUUUCUUCUAUUGGCAUCACUGUGGAUUACAUUGUAAACCGCAAUGGAUCAAGGCUUCUUUCGACCCAAGCGGAGAUCAUCGUACCAAGGUAUGCGUAUGUAGCUACGUGGGGUGGGCUAUGUGGCUUUACCAAGGAGUUAAUUAAGAACAAAGAAAAAGGAAUUGAGAGCAUGAUCACCAACGACCUCCUUCAUUUGAGUCUUACAUCUGACUUGCUUGGAGAAGGAGACAUUCGUCACUAUUGGCCCUUGAUUGAUCCAAUCGGUAACGUCAAGGUUGGAUUCUUGGGUGUUCUUGAACUUCUUGACCUCCUUGGCAACAACACAGCCUCGAAAAUCUUUCAUUGCAUUUUGGGCGCUAUCUUUUCCUACCAAACGCCCAACAAACGACCCUUUUCACUUGUCGAUCCUAGUAUCAGCUUUCCACAUCAAAAUCACGAGAAAAUAUCAACGGCUCUGGCCGGAGUAUUAGCACUCGGCCUCCCGGCACUCGUCAUUCUCAUCGUUACCUUUACUCUCGUUCCUGGACCGACUGUACCAAAAUCUGUCCCCAAGGCUCUAAUAUGGAAACGGAAAUUAUGGGAGCUUCACGCAUCUUGGCUCGGACUUGGAUUAUCUCUCGCCUUGGCAUUUGUCAUUACUAAUGGAAUGAAGAAUCUUUUUGGUCGACCACGACCAGAUUUGAUCUCGAGAUGUAUCCCCGACGUAGCCAAUAUUGCUAAAUAUGCUGUCGGAGGUGGUAAGAGACCACAGGGAAUUGUUUUAGUGCAAGCAGGGAUUUGUCAACAAAAGGAUAAGGAUAUCCUCAAUGAUGGAUUUAGAUCUUAUCCUUCUGGCCAUUCAUCAUUCUCUUCGGCGGGUCUUGUUUACCUUAGUCUUUUCCUGGCUUCCAAACUGGCCUUGACAGUUCCUUUUCUUGCACCUCGUGCAUAUACCACCGAUACCUCGCCCUAUCAUUCCGCAUUUCCCUCCCGCAACCCUCCACGCCAUCAACGUAAUGAUUCUGAAAUUUCCGACAAGAACGCCGAGACAGCAGCUCUCGCGUCGGGCUAUAACGAUGGAUUAAUCGCCUCACGUAAUCAAGCUGCAGCACCUCCUCUCUAUCUCCUCCUCAUUGCCGUCAUCCCCACCUUCUUAGCCGUCUACAUCGCCUCAACGCGGUUUUCCGAUUUCCGCCAUCAUGGCUUUGAUAUCCUAUUUGGUUUCUUCAUCGGUACCAGUGCUGCCAUCUUCUCCUUCCGCUUCUACCAUCUCCCAAUUUCCCAAGGUGCAGGUUGGUCUUGGGGACCUCGAAGUCCAGAUCGUGCAUUUUGGGCGGGCAUUGGUGUCGGUAGUUAUGUAACCAGUCCCAAUAGUCCCGUAGGAGGAAUUCAUCAUCAUCAUGAUCAUAACAAUAACGAUACGGGCUAUGAGAGCCAAAUGACUCGACCAAGCGAUUUAGAAGAGGGACGAUUUAAUAGCGUCGAUGGCCAGAAUAGAAAUGAUGAUAUCGAACUUUUACCUAGGGCUGCACAGGGAAGAGUGGCGUAA
Messenger RNA from Sclerotinia sclerotiorum 1980 UF-70, 1566 nucleotides. RefSeq lists its product as hypothetical. The coding region runs from base 1 to 1566 and encodes 521 amino acids. Gene Ontology annotation, biological process: phospholipid metabolic process. The record is from RefSeq and is a predicted model, not a curated record. Gene Ontology annotation, molecular function: phosphatidate phosphatase activity. NCBI's taxonomy places the organism in Eukaryota, Fungi, Ascomycota, Leotiomycetes, Helotiales, Sclerotiniaceae. The transcript is spliced from 5 exons.